Molecule: messenger RNA, 345 nt
Organism: Opisthorchis viverrini
Lineage: Eukaryota; Metazoa; Platyhelminthes; Trematoda; Opisthorchiida; Opisthorchiidae
Exons: 2
Coding region: 1-345 (114 amino acids)
Source: RefSeq, a predicted model, not a curated record
AUGCUGUUAAACCUCGUUAGAACCUCAGCAUCCGUUUCACCAAAAAAAACUGACGUAUCUGUACAAAUUGGCACAAAAGGUCUCAGUACUAUGGAUGUCAUUACUCUCUUCCCUAAAGAAACUGAGGUGCUCAGCCGCAACUCUUACCAACGGUGGACCAAGUCUGGUCAAGAUGCGUUAAAUUCUCAAGAAACUGAAGUGCUCAGUCGCAACUCUUACCAGCGAUGGACAAAGUCUGUCCAAGAUGCGUUAGAUUCACCAGAAUCCGUGUGCAACAAAGCCAAAUCCGUGAAACGAAGAAGUGAGCUACCGCGCCCGUUCACUCCCGCACUCCGGUACACCUAG